AUGCGCUGCCUACGGAGGUUUUUUAGUUGGCCGAAAUACCAGAAAUCUAAGGAUGAGGAGGGGCAACCGUUGGAAACCUUUGACAGAGUAACUCUGAUGCGGUCAUUGGAGAACUCUCGUGUCAGUGGGGGCCAGGAUACUCGGUCGACAUCUGGUCUUCAAGAGCACUACGUUAGAUUUGGAAUUGGAGGUGCUGGCAAUAUGCGCAAGUCCUGCUUCCCUUUCCUGGGUGUUUAUCGGCUCUUAAAGUACUUUCCCAUAAUGGACGAGAAAUAA
Molecule: messenger RNA, 276 nt
Organism: Penicillium verrucosum
Lineage: Eukaryota; Fungi; Ascomycota; Eurotiomycetes; Eurotiales; Aspergillaceae
Exons: 2
Coding region: 1-276 (91 amino acids)
Source: RefSeq, a predicted model, not a curated record